ACUUGAAUUGAUGGAGUGGAGACUUCAAAAUCCUCACGUCAAAAUUUUUGAUCUGAAAUCUGAAAUGACAUUACCUAGUAACCAAAAAUAAAUCGUAAUUCUACGGAUUUAUUCAUUCUAGUUCGCAAUUUAUUGUGUGUUCGAAUAAAACACAAAAUGUCGUUUGUGUUUCGAAAGCCGAAAAAAAUUCAACGUCGAAUGUUUUGCGCUGAUGAUGAUGAGGAUGGGGAACCUGAAGCACCGCCGCCGCCAGUCAUCAGCCAAGAAAAGGAGAAAGAGAAGAAAGAAGUGAAAUCUGUGAAGAGUACAACUCUAUUGAGUUUUGCUGACGAAGAGGAAGAAGGAGAAGUGUUCAAAGUGAAGAAGUCAUCUCAAAGUAAGAGACUGGCUAAGAAGAGAGAGAAAGAGAAACAGAAGAAUGUGAGAACAGAUGGUGAUAGUAACAAAUAUGAGAGUAGCAUGCUGGAGGAAAAGAACAACCACACAGAGGAGAAUAAUGAGAAACCGAAACCUGGGAAGAAGAAGAUCACGUUAGAGGGGCUGAUACUGUCCGGACGGGAGGCGCUUGCGGCUGACGGGGCGGGAGAUGUGUCGGACGACAGUGCGGGCGCGGACGAGGAGGCCGAGGAGGACGAAAGGGGGUUCCAUCGGUACCGCGCGGAGUCCGUGAGGGCUGCGCUCUUGGGGGCGCCGGGCCGCAUACCCGACGCCGCGCUCAUCCACGCCGCACGCAAGACCAGACAGCAGGCUCGCGAAUUAGGCGGAGACUAUAUUCCGGUGAAGCCGUCAGAGUCGGGCCCUGGGUCCCGGCUGGUCAGAGAUGACGGCUCCGGUGACGAUGAGGAGGAGGGCAGGAUACUUGUCAGGGGGCUGGACCUGCCAAGUGAUAAGCCCAAACGUGGCACGGCAGCGGUUUCUGAAGAAGAACUGGACAGCGAGGCUGAGGAGUGGGAGGAACAACAAUUGCAGAAAGCCAGGCCUGUCAUCGCGGAUCUGACUGGUGAGAGUGUUAUGGACGUGAAUCCGUUCGCGGUAGCUCUGCCGGCGCCUCAGAUGUCGGCGCCGGAACACUUGCGACCUCUGACGACUUCGGGCACACAACCACCAUCGACCGCUAACGAACUUGUAGAUGCACUUAAGAAACGUUUAGAAGAGCUUCAAGUCGAAAGAGACAUAACGUCAAAUACGCAGAAAGAGCUGAAGGAGAGGUUGUUGACCUCGGCUCGGAUACGGGAGAGUCGGGCGUCGCGCUGCGGGGAACUGGACGCCGCCUACAGGAGGGCGCAGGCUAUACGCGGGUACCUUACCGACCUUAUCGAGUGCCUUGAUGAGAAGCUGCCGCAGUUGGAAGCGUUGGAGGCCCGAGCACUAGCGCUCCACAAGCGACGCUGCGAGUUCCUCAUCGAGAGACGACGCGCCGACCUGCGCGACCAGGCGCAGGACGUACUCGCGCCGCCAGGUCGGGCGACAAAGGGGACGGAGAACGAAGAGAAGACGCGUCGUGCAGCGGAGCGCGAGGGCCGGCGGCGCGCGCGCAGACUGCGGCGGGAGGCGUGCGCCGCCGCCGCCGGCGCGCUCAUACCGCACCGCGACGGAGACUCCUCCGACGACGACCUGCCGCCGCACCAACUGCACCACCACGCGCACGAGAGAGAGUCGAUCCGCGCGGCAAGUAGUUUAGUAUUCAGCGACGCGCUGUCCGCGUGGCGCAGCGCGGCGGGCGUGGUGGGUCGGCUGGCGGGCUGGCGCGCGCGCAGCCCCGCGCUCUAUGCAGACGCGUACGUCGCCGACUGUCUGCCCAAACUCAUCGCGCCGUACGUACGACACGAGUUAAUUCUGUGGAACCCGCUCGCAGACGAAGACAAUGAAGACUACGAGAAGAUGGAUUGGUACAAAUCUCUUAUGAUGUACGGCGUCCGGUCGGAGCGUUCUGGCCAGGACUCCUCGGAGUCAGCAUCGGAUGGAGAGGUCGAGCCAGUCCCAGUUACUGAGGCGGCAGUGAGGGAGGACCCUGACCUCAUGCUCGUACCCACCAUCAUCAGCAGGGUUGUGCUGCCCAAACUCACUGAGUUGGUGUCGAGUGCGUGGGACCCGAUGUGCGUGCGCGCGUGCGUGCGUCUUCGCGCGCUAGUGCUGCGCGGCGCGCGCGUGCCGGGCGCGGGGCCGGCGCUGCGUCGUCUGGCCGCCGCCAUACGCGCGCGACUCUCACAAGCACUCGCCGCAGACGUCUUUCUACCAACCUUACCGCCCGCAAUACUGGAGGGAUCUGGCGCGGUGUUCUGGCGGCGCUGCCUGGGCGCGGGCGUGCGCUUGUUGCGCGCCGCGCUGUGUCUGGCCGCGCCGCCCGCGCUACUACGCGCCGACCCGCUCGUACUCGCGCUCAUUGAGACGCUGUGCACGGGCGCGGGCGCGGCGGGCGGGGCGCAGCAGGCGCGCGCGGCCGCCGCCACGUUGCCGCGCGCGCCGCCCGCGCUGGCCGCCACGCUGCCGCGCGCGCCGCACCAUCUGCGCACGCUCGCGCUGCGCCGCCUCGCGCGCCUCGCCGCGCUCGCCCUGCAGCGGCUCGACGCCGACAACCCCUUGCAUCUGAAAGCGAUAGAACAAGCGAGGGCAGUAAUCGCAGAAGCACGCGCAGUUGAAUGACACGAAGACAGUUCCACUACAACCCACACUAGGUGGCAGGCAACUUGACGUCACGAGGCUUCGUGGUCAUAAUAUAAUACUCUACAAUCCAUUUAAUUGAAAGUAACUGGCUAAUUGUGUACACUGGCUUUGCUGGCCAGUAAAAAACCGAUCUUUAUGUGGAUAAAGUCAAAAAUGUAACCUGAGUAAGUGUGAAUUUGUAUCCCAAUUAGAGGUCCACAGGUCCCUUAGCUGGGGGUGCGCUCACGACUGACUCUACUCCUCUGCCGUGCAUACCCUCGCCGCGCACCAGAACUUGGUAUUGGAGGAUUUUUUAUAUAGAGCUUAUCUUCCUCGCGGCCCGCGCGACCAAUCCAAGGCCCUUGUCCUGUUCGUAGUCAUAAAACAUGACCAUGAUCUCUUCACGGAUUAUGAUUUCGACGGUUGUAAUCGAGGACAUUUAAAUUUUUGACUCUUCUUCAAAUAAACAUGAAUACUUAUAUCAAAGGCAAAUGAGGUAAUAUUUUAUUGUUAGUGUGUAUUAAAUAGUCUUUAAAACGACUAAUAUGAUAUGAAAAAUAUUUCACAAUUAGAAAGCUUACUUUUUAGAAAUUUACAUAGAUAUUAAUCAACCUGAUAUCCCAACAUAAUCGACACUUAAUCGGGAGAAUUUUAAUAUCCACGCGGGCGAAAUUGCAGUUGGAUAUAAUAAUAUGUACAUUUAAAUUUUUGACUUUGUCCAUAUAAAGAUCGGUUAUUCUCCAUAAGGUUCCCACGAGUAUGUGGAAAAUAUUCGGUGCACCCAGGCAGUACCACUGUACUGGGUAAGUGAAUUUGUAUUCCAACAAGAGGGUCUACCGGUCCCUGGCUCGUGACUGUCACUACGAGAUAUACAUCAUAAUUUUUAAAUAAAAUAAAAUCGGUUUAAUUUCAGCUGUAAUAAAUACCAAAAAGUUGUCAGAUAGCCAGUGACAAGACAAAAAUAAUUUCAGAAAUAAAAUGUACAUGGUGCUAACCAAUAAUGGAAAGUGUUGGUAAUAAAUAAGUAAAGAUUUUAAACAUUUCAAGUAUUACAUAUAUUUAAAAGACCUCUCUAGGUCCCUUAUCGAAUGAAAUCUGUGAGUCAGAAAUGUCAAUUUAUUACAAUAAAAUAAGUCUCAAUGGCAUUUUGUUUCGCAUGUAGUUAAUUAAUUAUUUACGGUCUACUGUUAAGGUAUGAUUAGACUAAAACACUAUACACUCGGUGGAUAUAUCGAAUGUCUCUAGAUGAACACGGGUGUCUAUAAUUCAAAAGUGUAUUCUGACACGAUAUUUUUGAUACCUGAUGGUAAGCAAUCGGUGCCGCCCAUGGACACCUGAAACACUAUGGACUUAUUAGUGCGUUACCGGCUUUU
Spodoptera litura is the source of this 4016-nucleotide messenger RNA. RefSeq names its product PAX3- and PAX7-binding protein 1. Gene Ontology annotation, biological process: mRNA splicing, via spliceosome. Gene Ontology annotation, molecular function: DNA binding. Gene Ontology annotation, cellular component: nucleus. Lineage: Eukaryota; Metazoa; Arthropoda; Insecta; Lepidoptera; Noctuidae. The record is from RefSeq and is a predicted model, not a curated record.